GAACAGACAGACAGACAGACAGACUGACAGACAGGGAGACAGACAGACAGACAGACAAACAGACAGACAAAGAUGACAGCGUUGAUGAACUCGACCCGGCUGUCAACUGACGUUGGGAGUGGUCUGAGACUGACCCAGACCACCAAAGCCCUGGCAAAGUACACUGACAGACAUGCCUUCCCACAGCACACGCCUACCCUCCUUCAGUUGACGCUCAUCUUGGCUUAUGGCUUCUUCGUUUGUGUGUGGGUCUUCCACAACGUCAGUGAGCGAUUAGGCCUAAGGGCGCCUAGCCUGGGCAAAGCGAAGGGAAAGAGACAGAACGGCGGGUUGGCGAAAGACAGAAGCGAGCAGGAGAAGGAGACGGUGGUAGACGUUGAGGGCUCCACGCAGAAAGACUCGUCUGGUCAGGAAGACGGAGACAGGAAGCCGCUAGUACAAAAUGGCGUCUUCCACCCGGAAAACAAGGUCGAGGCUGCAGCUGGAGGAGAGAAGAAACUGGGUCAUGACGUCACCGCUACUGACCGGAUGGCGAAGGAUGGGAAUGAGCAACUUCUCCUUCUUCUGGAUCCGAAAGGACUUCUCUGGCUACCGAAUUGUCAAGAUGCUGUUCCGACUGAACUUCCUCGUCAUCUUUGUAGUCAUGGUAACGGACAAUGAGUAUAUGCUCUACUACAUCUGCGCCAUGCACACUUACUGGUUCCUCACCGUCUAUGUGUUCAUGAGGACGUUCAGUUCGUGGAACACCAAACCACGCAAGAUGGCACUCAAAUUUCUCGCCUACUUCGUCUGCAACGCAAUCAUCUUCGACAUCCCGGGGGUAUCGGAGUGGGUCUUCAGACCUUUCGCUUUCGUGCUUGGGCUGCACGACAAUACAGGAAGCAUUAUGCACGAGUGGUCGUUCCGUGCCGGUUUGGACCACUGGGCCUGCUUUGUUGGCAUGUUGUGCGCCUACAAUUACCCGCAUUUUGAGGCGCUGAUGACUUACCUGGACAGUCAGUCGCACAGCAAGGCAGAGCAAGGCCGGAAGUGGGGCAUUCGUAUUGGCAUGGCGGCUGUAGGCGUUGCAGUCGGUUUCGGCUGGUACUUUUCCUUCAUGCAGAAAGACAAAUACGCUUACAAUAGACUGCAUCCUUAUACCUCUAUCAUUCCCAUCCUCGUCUUCAUCUUGCUGAGGAAUAUACACCCACUGUUGAGGCGAUACCACAUCCAUAUGUUUGCCUGGCUAGGUAAGAUCACCCUGGAGACCUACCUGUCCCAGCUCCACGUUUACCUGUUGUCCAACGCGCGCACGCUGCUCGUCUACCUGGAGGGCUACCCGUUGAUCAACUUCUCCCUAGCGACCAUCAUCUACCUCACCAUCUCUCAAAGCCUCUUCCAUAUCACCAACGACACCAGCAACUUCAUGCUUCCCAGAGACAAGAAGAAACUACUACGCAACACCUCCUAUUUCGUAUGCUUAUUGCUUGUGUGCGGAUGCCUAGCAUAUUUUGUCCCCAUUUUGUGAUUGUUUGUAGUCAACAAUUUCCUGUUGUUUUUUGGCAACUAUUGUUGUCCCCCCCCCCUUUUCCUAAUUCGUAUACGUAAUCUUUGCAGGCCUCCUUUGACGUUGGGCCCACCACCCCCCCCCCCCCCUCAUCGAAUCGCGUAUUAUGGCUAUGGAAUGAUUGUAGUUUUAGCAAGGGCCCUACUAGGGCUCUUUCCUUUCCAUUAAAAAAAUUACUUUUGGGUGUACGUUUGAUGAAUAUGCAUGUCACUACCAAUAAACCGUCCAGCAGGCACAUAAAGAAAUCGGUAGGACUUGGAAAUCUUUUCGUUAUGUACGAAUUUUGCUAUGAAGAUCUUCGUAUUUUAAUGCAGUACAUGUACAGAGAAUAAUGUAUGAAUGCGAAUUUUACCCAAUCUGGACAUGAGAAUCUGUUCGCUUUGUGCUUGCUAGACUGUAAUGGAAUUUAAGUGACUAAGAUUUCCGACCGUUUUAUGACAGAGCCGGUUCAACAAAAUGUACUGUGUGGGUUUGUUCUAUUUAUUUGUGUCAUAUGAGUGGGCUGUUGUCGGGGACUUUGGUGUGGGUUGUUCCUACUUUCCUACCAAACGUCUAUCGUGGGCACCAUUGAAAUCCUUAUUAUUAUCAUUAUUGCAUGAAUUAAUUAUUAU
This is a messenger RNA of Aplysia californica (California sea hare), 2157 nucleotides long. RefSeq names its product protein REDUCED WALL ACETYLATION 2. The record is from RefSeq and is a predicted model, not a curated record. Lineage: Eukaryota; Metazoa; Mollusca; Gastropoda; Aplysiida; Aplysiidae.